GGGAUGGCGUUUCGGGACUCCCUACCCGAUUCCGCUAGAGCCUCCACUUCCUGACCAUAGAUAUGUCAGGGAUCCUGAUUCGCCACCGCCUCCGGUUGAGUAUGUGGACGAGAUUCUCGGGGUGAUGGCCUCGCUUGAGGGCAUGGUCCUUCGGAGAGAGACACAUCUAUCCGCUAUGGGUGCGCAGAUACCUCCUGUAUAUGCUCCGCCGCGGGCCGGGCCACCUGGGUCCCCUUGGGGAGCUGGGCCAUUUGGGUCUUCUUACGGAGCUGGGCCAUCUGGGCCUUCUCAGGGAGCUGGGCCAUCCAGGCCUUUCCGAGGAGCUAGGCCAUCCAGGCCUUUUCGCGGAGCUCGAGGAGGGCCUGUCCGCAGACGCAGGGCUCACGUUGUAGAGGCGGAGCCUGAUGAGGAGGAGGAGGAGGAGGAGGCCACAGAUCGUCAGUCCGAGACGUCUGCCGAGGAGGAGGGCUCCGGUCUUGGUCCGGGGAGUGGGGACGAGGCUGAGGGGAAUCCUGAGGACGACGGUUCUGACCCAGAUGAUGAUGAUAGUGCAGAGGCUGUCCCGCAAAAGAGGAUGAGGAGUGCUUCUCAUUCCCGCUCCCGAAGACAUUGAUGCUGCCAUUUCCUGCUUUAUUUUCCUUUUUGCUAGUAGUUUGUAGCACUUUGCACAUUGUU
Messenger RNA from Camellia sinensis, 675 nucleotides. NCBI's taxonomy places the organism in Eukaryota, Viridiplantae, Streptophyta, Magnoliopsida, Ericales, Theaceae. The record is from RefSeq and is a predicted model, not a curated record.